AUUCACAUUCACAUUCACUCAUUCUCAUUCUUAGUCUUAUUAUUCUCAUUCUAAUUUCAUUUACGCUCUUCACAUCAAUCUAAUCUUUAUAUUUCUCCCCUUUCAUUCAUUCGUACUCUUUUACCUAUUGCCUAUUACUUUCCGCUUCACUCGGCUACUCUUACUUUGUUGUCUCAACGUUCAUCCUCAACUUAUGCAUUCCAUUUCCACUUUUUUAUCUACAGCCUAAUCCAACUCAUUAUUCUACUGCAUCCUCUACUUGAUUUUUCAUUUAUUACUCAAGCAACAACAUAAAAAAAAAAGAAAGAAUACCAAAGUACAACAAGACAACGUGAAAGUAGGAUAUUAGCGAGGAUCGAAUGUCCAAGCAUGUUUACCCACGCUGGCACAGUCCUGUCCAGAAAGUACUCUUCGGUAUAGCCGUCAUCCUUUGCAUUACCUUACCUGUAAUCUAUGGUGAAGAUGACGACGAUGUCUUUAUCUCCUCCACAGCUGUCAUCGUUGUCCUGGUGCUCUACUUUGUUGCAUGGGGUCUAUUUUCUCUAGUCGCCCGGUACGCAAUCAAACCACCCACUGUAGAGUCGAAACUUCCAAUCCAUACACCAUCUCCUGCACCACCCCUGGUCCUACAUGCGCCUGCAAGCAGACACGCCGUCCCUGCAGCACCAGCCAUUAAAAUCACAACCACAACAUCUCCACCUUUCUCUUCACAAGUUGCUGGCCUAACAAAUGAACAAAAAAAACAGACCAAGAAAUCAGGAGGUGCUCGUUUCGCGGACUUUGAUAAUGACGAUGAUAGCGACAGUGAGCCAAAGCAGAUUUACGACCCUUCAGCUCUAAGUGGCAAUCCAAACACGAUAGCUACGUCCAUAGGACAGAGAGGAACAACUGGAAAUACUAACAACACUCAAGCGGUAACCUUUCAAACUCGUCCUCAGGGAUUGACAGGAGAAUCCGUUCUUCAAUCGGACUCUAGUUAUCCAACCUUUGCUACCUAUCGUCAAUCACAACAUGCCAACUUUAAUGCAUUUGCACAACGUAUCCGGCGUGCGCUUGAAGAUGCACACUCUCAGCGUCUAUUAAUGCAGGAUGAGGAGCAGAGGAGAGAGAGAGAAAGGUUGGAAGCACAACGUACAUCACAACAACGUCUUGAAAGCUCUGCUUUAAGCGAUGCAAAUGCGGUUAUGACUGCCACGUCCACAGGGAUAGUAGGAUCUGAGACCACUGCAAUUGGAGUAGGGGCUACACUUUCGCCACCAUCCAAUGCCCUCUCUGCUAUCAAGGGGACGGGUCGUCCACGGUCAUCGUCUACUGCCAGCAUGAUCAGUAAUCUCUCUGAAAAAAUUCGAUUGGGAGGUGUUAAUUUCUUUGGACGUAAUGUUGGAAGGUCUAGGGCUGGAAGCGAUGCCAGUGCCAUGAGUCCGCCAUCAUUAGCAUUAGCUAAUACCCCUGCAGUGGGAGUAGGCACAGGGACUUUAGAUGGAGGGAUAUCGUCGCCUGUAGAUUCAAAUGCAUCGGACACACUACCGUCCCCAUCAUUAGCACUAUCGCCACCUACGUCAUCCACAACUACAAUGGCAGCCAUUGCCUCUGCAGCAGCCAUCGCUUCCGCAAUGACCUUACCACAAUCGCCUGUGGAUAGCUCUGAGAAAGAUGUCACUAUUGACAUGGGAUCAGUACCAACCACAGCAAUGAUAGACGAUAGCAAAAAGGAUUUGAAUGCAAGACAAACAAGUCGCCAUCCAGGGCUGAGCCACCCUUUGUCACAAGCAAUUCAUGUGGACGAUGACGAUAAGAGCCAGGAUGAUAAUGAAGCAGGUUCAAAUGACGAUGAUGAUGAUGGUGUAGGUGUGGUCCUCAGUCCGGAUGAGAGUUAUCCAAACCAACAGGAAAUUGAGCAUAAGGACAAGGGCUCUGUAGCAUCCUAAACAGCAACGAUUACACUACCAGAUGUGAAAGCAGGCAUAAGAAACACUAG
Molecule: messenger RNA, 1978 nt
Organism: Lobosporangium transversale
Lineage: Eukaryota; Fungi; Mortierellomycota; Mortierellomycetes; Mortierellales; Mortierellaceae
Exons: 2
Coding region: 360-1928 (522 amino acids)
Source: RefSeq, a predicted model, not a curated record